Messenger RNA from Herpailurus yagouaroundi (jaguarundi), 1066 nucleotides. It is a transcript of the gene SPATA31C2, whose product is annotated as SPATA31 subfamily C member 2. Bases 1 to 1035 code for a protein of 344 amino acids. NCBI's taxonomy places the organism in Eukaryota, Metazoa, Chordata, Mammalia, Carnivora, Felidae. The record is from RefSeq and is a predicted model, not a curated record. The transcript has 4 exons.
AUGGAUAGACCUAGGGAGUAUUCUGCUCAAAGAAAUAAGCCAGACAAGUACCACGAUUUCACUUAUAUGUGGAAUCAAAAACCAAAACAAACAAACAAAACAAAACUCAGACUCAUAGAUGCAAAGAAGAGAUUGGUGCCUAUCAAGGGGAGGAGUGUGGAAGCUGGGGGGAGACGAGGAGCUACAGGGCUGGGGGGGGAGGGGCUGUGGUCCAGCCGGCUCUUCUUCUGUCCCCUCCCCCUCCCUCAGGGGCCCUCUGUGACCAGGUCACGGCUCUGUGAUGUGAGCCUGGGGCUCUUGUCCCCAAGUCCAAGCUCAGCGCUCAGCUGCGCGAGGACAGUAGUGGGAUCAGGAACUAACGCUUCGAGUAAGGAGAUGGAGAAUAUUCUCUUCGCUCUGAGAAGCGUUAGCGCUGAUUGGCUGAGCUCCAGCCUCCCCUCCUGGACAACCCAGACCAUCUUCUGCUUCCUGUGUGGACUGUCGUUCUUCCUCCUGCUGAUCUCCUGCUUCCAGACGGACCCAACAUCCUCAGCACCACGAAGGAAACGCAGAAGCAGCAGAAAGCAGGUGGCGCCACGGCGAAGGAGCACCAGAGGCAAGAACAGGGAGAUCCUGCAAGCUUACAGAACCUGCCUGCAGGAGCUGGAAGGGGUUCGGGACCUGGUUUCCCUUCUGCAGAGCCACUUGGGGCGGCUCUCUGACCAGGGAGACCUUCAGCAGCUCUUGGGGCAAGAAGCCCCUGGGGCCAAGGGCAAAGCAGCACCUGCCGGAGCCCAUCAGCCCCUCGGGGCGCCCGUGAGAGAUGCCGCGCCUGCCAGGGCCCCGCGGGCGUCCCCCACUCUCAGCCAACACCCUCCACGCCUGGCCUCCAUCCUACCAGUAGGACCUCAAGAAGACCAAUGUAACUUAAAGAGAACCCCAGCGGACACAGUCACAGAGAGCUCACCUCCAGGCAAUUCCCAUUUGGCACCUCUCGUUCCAGCCGUCUCAGGCCUUGGCCAUGCAAGCUACCCCAUCUUGUCCUUGUCCUGGUGAUGGGAAAGCACCAAGUCCUGGUUCUUCUCCA